Molecule: messenger RNA, 4364 nt
Organism: Cololabis saira (Pacific saury)
Lineage: Eukaryota; Metazoa; Chordata; Actinopteri; Beloniformes; Belonidae
Gene: fgfr1a
Product: fibroblast growth factor receptor 1a
Exons: 18
Coding region: 687-3194 (835 amino acids)
Biological process (GO): positive regulation of cell differentiation; multicellular organism development; positive regulation of kinase activity
Cellular component (GO): signaling receptor complex; membrane
Molecular function (GO): fibroblast growth factor receptor activity; ATP binding; fibroblast growth factor binding
Source: RefSeq, a predicted model, not a curated record
GGGAGGUUUGCAGCUACCCAGAGUAGUCUCGCUGUGUGCAUUUCUCAGCCAGGAUCGGGCCAAAAAUACUUUCUGAGAUGGAUUUAUGCAUUGCUUUUUUUUGAUCAAAUUCACCAACCAAGCCUUGCUUUUUUCCCUUACUUUCUCGGAUAUUUUGUUAGGCACAGUUGAACAACUUUUAAGGACAAGAGUUUCCUGAAGUGAGGACGCAAGAUUUCAUCGCGUGCGAGACGUUGUUGGGAUAAAGGGAUUACCAAAAAAGAAAGAAAAGAAAAGAAACAGUGCUUUCUGCAGUCGUUUGGUUUAUUCCAGACCUGUUCAGCAAGGUGAAAUAAAAGCAAGAACCAGCAAAUCAUCGGGACAGACAAACGCUGCAGUGUCGGGAUCUUUUCCCUCUGUUUAUUUGCGGCUGUGAGUGGGCCGGCAUUCCUUUCUUCUCUCUCACAAGUUUGGCAGAAAUGUGCGUAAACCUGUGAGCGGAGCUGAGAGAGAGCGCGACACCUCCGUUUACGCGUCAAGGCUGGAGAAAGGCUUGCUUUUUUCCCCUCCUUAUUUCUCUGUUUUUAUUCCCUGGGAGUUUUCCUGCAUCCAAAUCUCGGCUCGGGAGUCGUCCCUUUUUGUAACCAACUCUGGCUGUGUCACGGCUCCCCGCCAGAAAGUGGUCCAGUGUGGAUGACGCACAGCUGAUGUCCCAAGGAUCUGAAUGGAGUUCCAGUCGCAUAAAAGCCAACAGUUGUAGCUCCCUCAGCAGGAUGCUGAUGAGGCCAAGUAUACUUCUGUUUCUGACGUUCUUCGCCCAGAUUUUAAAGACCCAGUGCCGGCCCGCUCACGCCGAUGAAGUGUCCACGGAACAACAAGCAGAGCUGUUCACCCUUUAUCUCGGGGAUCGUCUGCUUCUAAGUUGCUCGGCCAAGGACUCCCCCCACACCGUCAACUGGACUAAAGACCAUGUCCCCGUCGUGGAUGGAGAACACACCCGCAUUCGCAGCGGCCAGCUGGAGAUCGAGACCGUGGAGCUCAGUGACUCCGGCCUGUUCAUGUGCACCACGUUCGGGAACCACAGCAUCUAUUUCAACGUCACAGUUUACACCUUGGCCUCAUCUGAAGACGACGAUGACGAGGAGGAGUCUUCAUCAGAGGAAACCAAACUGUUAGGCAGCCAGAAACUGAUGCCAAUGGCCCCACAAUGGGUUCACCCAGAAAAGAUGGAAAAGAAGCUUCACGCUGUUCCGGCCAGCAAGACUGUGAAGUUUCGAUGCCAGGCCAGUGGCAAUCCAACUCCCACUCUGAAAUGGUACAAGAACGGGAAGGACUUCAAGAAGGACCAUCGCAUUGGAGGCUUUAAGGUCCGUGACCACAUGUGGACCAUCAUCAUGGAGUCUGUAGUUCCCUCUGAUAAGGGAAACUACACCUGCGUGGUGGAAAACCAAUACGGCAGCAUUAACCACACGUACCUGCUGGAUGUCGUCGAGCGCUCCCCCCACAGGCCAAUCCUUCAAGCUGGCUUGCCAGCCAAUCGCACAGUGGUGGUCGGCAGCGACGUGGAGUUCGAGUGCAAAGUGUUCAGCGACCCGCAGCCGCAUAUCCAGUGGCUGAAACACAUCGAGAUCAACGGGAGCCGCGUCGGGCCGAACGGCGUGCCGCAUGUUCGUCUCCUCAAGCAUUCUGGGGUGAAUAGCUCGGACGCUGAGGUGCUCACCCUCUACAAUGUGACUGAGGAGGAGAGCGGAGAGUAUAUAUGUAAAGUGUCCAAUUAUAUAGGAGAAGCAAAUCAGUCGGCUUGGCUGAUUGUGACCCGAUAUGAGCCCGCAGCUGUGACACAAUACCCCCCGACCAACCACACCUACUUGGAGGUGGUCAUCUACUGCGUGGGCUUCUUUUUCAUCGCCGUCAUGAUAGCCAUCGUAAUUAUUGUCAAGAUCCGCACCUCGUCCAAGAAGAGUGACUUCAACAGUCAGCUGGCGGUCCACAAGCUGGCCAAAAGCAUCCCUCUGCGCAGACAGGUAACAGUGUCUGUGGACUCCAGCUCCUCCCUCCAUUCUGGAGUGAUGCUGGUCCGUCCCUCCCGGCUCUCUUCCAGCGGCUCUCCAAUGCUGUCGGGAGUCUCGGAGUAUGAAUUACCCCAGGAUCCCCGCUGGGAGCUCCUCAGGGACAAACUGGUUCUGGGGAAGCCGCUGGGAGAAGGCUGCUUCGGUCAGGUGGUGAUGGGCGAGGCGCUGGGUCUGGACAAAGAGAAGCCCAACCGCGUCACCAAGGUCGCAGUGAAGAUGCUGAAAUCUGACGCCACAGAGAAGGACCUGUCAGACCUGAUCUCAGAGAUGGAGAUGAUGAAGAUCAUCGGGAAGCACAAGAACAUCAUUAAUCUGCUGGGAGCCUGCACACAGGAUGGACCUCUAUAUGUGAUAGUUGAAUAUGCAUCCAAGGGCAACUUGAGGGAAUACCUGCGAGCGCGGCGGCCCCCUGGCAUGGAGUACUGCUACAACCCGGACCAGGUGCCCAUCGAGAACAUGUCCAUCAAAGACCUGGUGUCCUGCGCCUACCAAGUGGCUCGAGGGAUGGAGUACUUGUCCUCCAAGAAGUGCAUCCACAGGGAUCUCGCUGCUCGCAAUGUCCUGGUGACGGAGGACAAUGUGAUGAAAAUAGCUGACUUUGGCCUGGCAAGAGACAUCCACCACAUCGAUUACUAUAAGAAGACCACCAACGGUCGUUUACCCGUCAAGUGGAUGGCUCCCGAGGCUCUGUUCGACCGGAUAUACACUCACCAGAGCGAUGUCUGGUCGUUUGGGGUGCUGCUCUGGGAGAUCUUCACCCUGGGAGGUUCUCCAUACCCGGGCGUCCCAGUGGAGGAGUUGUUCAAGCUGCUGAAGGAAGGUCACCGCAUGGACAAGCCUACGACGUGCACCCACGAGCUGUACAUGAUGAUGAGGGACUGCUGGCACGCCGUGCCCUCUCAGAGACCCACGUUCAAGCAGCUGGUGGAGGACCUGGACCGUUGUCUGGCCAUGACGUCUAAUCAGGAGUAUUUGGAGCUCUCUGUGCCUCUGGACCAAUAUUCCCCCGGCUACCCCGAUAUCCGGAGCUCCACCUGCUCCUCUGGCGAGGACUCUGUUUUCUCCCACGAUGCCGGAGCGGAGGAGCCCUGCCUGCCAAAGCUCCCUCCUCACUCCAAUGGGGCAGCCAUUAAGAAACGCUGAUACCUCAUCUUCAUUCAGACAAACAUUGACAUUUCCUCUGCUCCCUGCCUCAUGGGGUUGGACUCCUCCCCACAUUCCCAGAGAUGAAGCUAAAAAACACUGGUGCUCUGUGAGAGAGGAGCUUGGACACGCUGCGUAGAACCGCUGGGAGCACAUGGACUGCAGACGGCAGCCGUUUGCCCCAGAUCUCGGUGGCGGCGGCGAAAACGACGAUGAUGUUUACGGGGCACUUUGUAUUAACAGGAGUGGCAAUUUGUCACAGUGUCAGGAAAAAAAAACGGAAAAGACUUGCUUUUCUCUUCCCCGCGGGGAUUCCAGUGCGGUCAGGAGAGCUGAAAGGACCGGCUCAGAUACGUCGGUUUUUUCUCUUUUAGCCCCCUCCACGGUCAUUUCCUCACUAGUGAAAGAUGGAGUUUGUGCUUUUCGGUCGAGAGAAAAAACACAAGCCAGACGUGCAGCACAGUGGUCCACUGCAUCAUUCCCUUUUCCUGUAAAUACAGUUAGAUAAUUUUAAAUAUGAAUAUAUAUUUACAGUUUACUCUUAUUUUUAUUAACAUAAUUGAUUUAUUGUCUUUUGUACAAGGAUGCCGUUGUCUCAGUUACUUUCUAAUAUAAUCUGUAGGGGCAGUUGUUACAUGAGGGUAUUUUGACAUUGCUGAUAAUUACAUGGCCAGUUUUCCUUUUUUUUUUUUCUCAGCCUCAUAACACGUUUAAUACCCCCCCGAAUAUCCAUAAUCAAUUGAAGAAAAAUAUAUUGGGUUAUAUUUUUUUAACUGUAAAUGCAUUUUAUGAUCCAGCCUUGCAAUACAGGGUAACUCAGUGUUCAGGGUUUCUCUCCAGCGGAAGAUCGAUUCAUGAGUAUAAUGUUUGUCUGCGGCGUGUGCAUCAUUUGCCUCAUUUGAGAUUGCUCAUUUAACCUCCAUGGAUGUUGACAACUGUAAAUAUUCCUAGUUGUACACCAUGCUUGAUGAAAUCUAGUGUAACCAGCUUCGGUCAACAUCACGCACGUCCGGUGUGCGCGACUUUGACGUGAUGAACUUCUCCUGUAAGUGCUUUAACGAGAGUUACAUUUGCUGCCAUAUAACUACAGAGUGGAGGGUUUGCAAGAACACCUAUGUCAUCGUUUAAAUAAAAAAGAAUUGCAUUAAAUAAACUGUUAUUGAUAAACAA